CUUCAGGCAUCAGGAUCGAGGAUAUACAAAUUUGAAAAAUUUUCACUCGAGAAGUGGCAUGCUGACUUUUUAUUGUCCUACACCCGCCCACAGCGUAUGACUUCCUUCUCCCCCCCUUUUUCAUCUUCACCGUGUGUUAAGGUUUAGCAACACUCUCUUUCUCUCUCUAAACCCGAAACAGUGAAACCUUCUCCCCUAUCAAAUGGCAAAGGAGGCGCACGGUAGCCUCGCCUCCGACGCCGACGCCAUAGAAGCGACGGCGGAAGAUAUCGAGUCACGCAUUACCACCGCCAUGCACUCUCGCGUUGGCCACUUCAAGGAACAAGCCGAUUCGUUGACCUUCGAGGGAGUUCGGAGAUUGUUAGAGAAAGACUUGGGGUUAGAGACCUUUGCUUUGGAUGUUCAGAAGAGAUUCGUCAAGCAAUGCCUGCUAAAGUGUUUAGAUGGUGCAAAUGAGGAUGGCUCCAAGAGUUCUUGUGAAACAGUGGAGAAAAAUGUAAGUACAACCACUGAAGGAACAGAAUCACCCAAAGAACGAGAAUCUAAGAAAGAAGUAAAGGAACCUUGCUCUGAAGAUGAGGAGAAAUUAGAUGGCUCUCCAGUUUUGGGCCUUCUGGCUGGACAUAAAACUACAAAAGUUGAGAACAAAGAAACUAAAGAAGUUUCUGAGAGUACAAUACAGAAAGCUAUCAGGAAAAGGGCUUCAUAUCUUGAAGCUAAUUCAGAUAAAGUCACAAUGGCUGGACUUCGUCGGCUUUUGGAGGAAGAUCUUACACUCGAUAAAUUUACACUCGAUCCGUACAAGAAGUUUAUAUCUGGAAAAUUAGAUGAGGUAUUAAAGUCUUGCGAAGUUUCUGCAGCUGCAAGUGAGGUUAAGAAAAAAAAACUCAAUAAAAAAUCUCUGAUCAAACCUUCUAAAAAGGUCAACAAGAAAAUGAAUUCUGCUUCAUCAGGAAGUGAGAAUGAUGAGGAGGAAGAUGAUGAAGUAGAACAAGAGGAAUGGGAAGAGGAAGAGGAAGAGGAAGAGGAAGAAGUGAAGCCCAAAAAAAAGAUCACUCCUAAAGGGAAGACUAAGAACUUUGAAGGGCUUAAAAAGCGGAAAAUACCUAAAAUAGAGGCAGAGAUGCCUAGCAAGAAGAGAAGCAAACACACAGAAUCAAAUUCAGAUGAUAAUAGCGAUGAAGGAGACAGUGGGAGUGUCUCUGAUGAUGGUUGCUCUCGAUCUUCUGUUGCGAAGGCUGUCAAGAGAAAAGAAACUUCUGCUCCAGUACAUGGGAAACGUGUGGAACAUCUAAAGUCGGUUAUCAAGUCAUGUGGGAUGAGUGUUCCUCCCUCAAUCUACAAGAGAGUCAAACAGGUGCCUGAGAAUAAACGUGAAGCCCAGUUAAGAAAGGAACUAGAGGAUAUUCUUUCUAAAGAAGGGUUGUCUGCAAAUCCUUCAGAAAAAGAAGUCAAGGAUGUGAGGAAGAGGAAAGAAAGAGCAAAGGAACUAGAAGGAAUUGACACGAGUAAUAUCGUGAUAAGUUCACGUAGAAGGCCUACAGCCAGUUUUACUCCUCCCCCAAAGCCCAAAAUACCAGAUGUUAGUACUGAUGAUGAAAGUGAAGAAAGUGACGAGGAUGAUGGUGAUGAUGAUGAUGAAGACGCUGGUGAUGAUGGCAACAGCCAAAGUGAAGAAUCGGAUGAAGAAGAAGAUGAAGACAGUGAUUGAAUCCAUACAAGGUGAUUGCUGGCCCAUCAACUGUUCGAUUAUGGUUCUGUAUUAUGUAUUUUAAAUUUUUGUUUCUCACUAAGGUUUUCUUGUUACAUAGUUGGUGUGGGAGUCAGUAGUCCUUGAUAGAAAAAGGAAAUGGCUUUUUAAUUUUUUGAUUAGGAUGUUUGUAUUAUGAACGAGUACUGUGACUUAGGGUUUUCAUUUUAGGCCAUAGAAUUUUGUUUGUUAAUGCUACGUUUGGUUUUAAAUGUGAGGAAGGGUUUAUUGCCUGAUUUAGGCUUAUCCCUUCGUUAUGAAAA
This is a messenger RNA of Gossypium arboreum, 2013 nucleotides long. RefSeq lists its product as uncharacterized. NCBI's taxonomy places the organism in Eukaryota, Viridiplantae, Streptophyta, Magnoliopsida, Malvales, Malvaceae. Bases 203 to 1711 code for a protein of 502 amino acids. The transcript has 9 exons. The record is from RefSeq and is a predicted model, not a curated record. Gene Ontology annotation, cellular component: nucleus.